Cydia amplana is the source of this 800-nucleotide messenger RNA. RefSeq names its product protein THEM6-like. Lineage: Eukaryota; Metazoa; Arthropoda; Insecta; Lepidoptera; Tortricidae. The record is from RefSeq and is a predicted model, not a curated record. The transcript is spliced from 4 exons. Bases 210 to 800 code for a protein of 196 amino acids.
AAUUGUCUUUUUACAUCAAACGAUAGUCGUAAUUAUUACUUAGCCAUUCAUGUUGGUUUUUAUGAAAGUUUAAACAAAGAUCAAUGUCGAUCGAAAUUUCCAUACGUUUAACAUAAUUCGUUUACCCACCGAUUGUAAUAAUGUAUGGACUUGUUUGAAGUUAAAGUAGACACAGAAUUGGACAUUGUUUACGUACUUAACUUAGUAAAAUGUGGUUCUUAUUGUGUUUGCUUUAUAUAUUUUUCAUGGUAGUUUGUGACGCUAACUAUUUUAUUCGGGCGUAUUUUACCGUGAUCGGUAGCAGAUUGUUUAACAGCACAAUAACUAUCAAAGAUACUGCCACUAUUUACGGUAUUUGCACACUACAAGAUUGCGACCUCACUUUCACUAGUAUUCGCCUAGCCAGACUAGUGAGAGACCUGGACUUUGCCCGCUACCAGUUCUAUGAUCGCACGGGCAUAUACCAGCGGAGCCGGCAGCUUCGUAUCAAAUCCUUGCAGGGAUCCACACUCACUCUGACUUCGGAACCUGUGCCGCUAUUUCAAAUAUACAGAAUAGAUACGAAGCUCAUAUAUUGGGACGACCGUUCCUUGUUCUUCGAACACAAAGUCACCACCACAGGGGACGGCAAAGUUCGGUCCUUUCUAGUCUCCCGGCAGCACGCUAUCGGGGAGAACGGACAUUCGACCGAGGCCCUUCUCGAGGGUCUGAGGGGUUCCGAGAUGAGACCGACGUGUCCUGACUACAUUCAGCUCUGGCUGAAAAGUAUGGAUAUAUCUAGUAAAACGUUGAGAGUUUGA